Molecule: messenger RNA, 620 nt
Organism: Amborella trichopoda
Lineage: Eukaryota; Viridiplantae; Streptophyta; Magnoliopsida; Amborellales; Amborellaceae
Source: RefSeq, a predicted model, not a curated record
AAAUAGGGGUGACUCUUGGUGAUCUUCACAUCCUACUCUUUUAUCAAGUGCUGCUUGCUCAUUGAAAAUGGCUUCUAAGACUCUUUUCAUCCUAGGCAUACUCUUGAUAUCCGCCCUCCUCAUCUCUUCUGAAGUUUGUGCUAAGGAGGUCAAUGAAAAUAAGCCAGACAAGAAAGAAGUUGAUGCUGAGGAAGUUGUAGAUAAGGAAGCUGCACAAACAGAGCACUACGGCAGUGGAUACAGCCCUGGCUAUGGUGGGCACGGUGGUGGAUACGGCGGCGGGCAUGGUGGUGGAUGUCGCCACAGAUGCUGUGGCCAUAGGGGGUGCUAUUGUUGCUCCCAAACUGAAUUUGACGCCCUCGCCAAAGCAGAGGUGAACACUGAGGCCAAGCCCCAUAACUAGACUUUAGUCUAAUGUGGCCUGUGUGUUUGGUUACAAGUCAUGUACUUAUUAUCCAGUAUCUGCAGUAAAUAAAGGGAACUUUGAGCUUGCCCUUCCUUAAGGUUAGCUAUGCACAACCUUGUGCAAUGUGGAUUUUAUAUGUAGCCCUUUUGUGAAUGGUUUAUAAGUACCUUCCUUGUGUCAUUGAUGAUAUGAGUAUGAUGUUCCCUUUGAUUUC